Phragmites australis (common reed) is the source of this 1423-nucleotide messenger RNA. Its product is annotated as transcription factor WRKY45-1-like. NCBI's taxonomy places the organism in Eukaryota, Viridiplantae, Streptophyta, Magnoliopsida, Poales, Poaceae. The transcript is spliced from 3 exons. Gene Ontology annotation, biological process: regulation of DNA-templated transcription. Gene Ontology annotation, molecular function: sequence-specific DNA binding; DNA-binding transcription factor activity. The record is from RefSeq and is a predicted model, not a curated record. The coding region runs from base 147 to 1181 and encodes 344 amino acids.
UGGCCUUUAUAAACAAGCGAGCUGCUAUCUCGCACUAGAGCCAUAACCACCAACGAAGAGAAGCCUGGCAUCUUUAGAAGCAGCCGUCUAGCUACUAGCUAGAUUAAGCACACACGAACUCCAGUCAGGUAGCGCGGCGGCCGGCGAUGACGCUAGGGCGGGAGCGGGAGCGGGAGCUCGUGGCUCAGCUCCGCGAGCUGCUGUCGCCGUCUCCGAGUGCGAGAUGCGGUGCAACAAGGCCGUCGACGGAUCUUGUGGCCAAGCUGGCCGGCAGCGUUGACAAGUGCUCGGUUAAGACGGGGUCCGGCGGACUGCCGGACGCCAGCCCGGCGGCGUGCGGCGGGACGCUGCGCCGGCGGGGUGCCAAGAGAGCCCGGGGCGACAAGGCCAAGGACGAACAACACGAUGCGCCGGCCGGACCAGACGCACGGCCUCAUUGCAGAAAAAGGAGGAAGAAUCAAGAACCAGGCAGUAGUACAUCACUUGUAAUAUCAGUGCCCGAUUUCGACGGGUACCAAUGGAGGAAGUACGGUCAGAAGCAAAUCCAAGGUGCCAUGUAUCCCAGGAGCUACUACAGGUGCACACGGAGCGCAGAGCAAGGCUGCCCCGCCAAACGAACGGUGCAGCGCAACGACGACGACGGCAGCGGCGGUAAUGGAGCCCCAAAGUACACUGUGGUGUACACGGCGGAGCACUCCUGCAAGGCCAACGAUUCCCUGGAGGCGCCGGUCAUCCUCGAGACAACCGCCGUUGACGUCCUUGCUGCUAGUGCUAGCACCAAGCAGAGACCUGAAGAUGAUGGCGAUAGUAUUGCAGCAGCAGCAGCAGCAGCAGCAUUCCUGCCGGCGGCUCGUCGUGAUCUCGCGCUCGACGCUCUUGCGGUUGGAUCGAGUCCUACUACCACCACUACCGCUACCGGGAUUGAAUCUCCGGCGAUCUCGGACGUCACGUGGAGCAGUGCUAGCGAGCGCGUCGACAACGUCGACUACUGCGGGCCGUUCGCCGUCCAUGACAGCUGGGCCCCGACACCGGCUGCGUCGUCGUUGCUCCAGGAGAUUGAGGACAUCACCGGACCAAUCUGGUCACCGGUGCACAUCGCCGCGGAUGGUUGGGCGAUCGACCAAUACCUACAGCUCGUUAAUGAGCCGAGCAACCAUUUCUCAGCUGGCUCCUCUUUCUAGCUAGCUCGUUAAUGAGGCCGGGGCUGACUGAGACUGCUGAUCAAAAUCCUCAAAAUGCCAGGAGGUGGAGUACUGCGUAAAGACCAAGCAAGCUAGACAAAAUACUUGUACUACCUAUAGUAGUAGUACCAUGCACUGGCUUCACUUUAAUUUCAUGCACCACACUCUCACGCGUUAACGUUGGCUUCCAAAACCAAGGCACGCGUCCCGUCGACUUCAAUUCGAUGGCCCGAUUUUGUCCA